GGCACAACGGGCUGGUGGCAGCUGCCUACCUGCAGCGGGCAGGGAUGCGCACAGCCGUGCUGGAGAAACGCCACGUGCUGGGCGGUGCAGCCGUCACAGAGGAGAUCGUGCCAGGCUUCAAGUUCUCCCGGGCAUCAUACCUGCUCAGCCUGCUGCGGCCUCAGAUCUACGCUGAGCUGGAGCUGCAGCGGCACGGUCUGAGGGUGCUCCCACGGGACCCCUACUCUUUCACCCCACUGCUGGAGGACAGGAAUCCCCCCCGCUCUCUCCUGCUGGGGCAUGACAUGACCCAGACCCAGCAGCAGAUCGCUCAGUUCUCCCAGAAGGAUGCCCAGGCUUACCCUGGGUACGAGGCGUUCAUGGGGGGCUUGGUGUCAGCCCUCAACCCGCUGCUGGAUGCCCCCCCGGUGGAUACAGCUGCCCUGGGGCAGGGGUCCCUGCUCCAGCGGCUCAGGGCCCUGCGAGGCCUGCAGCCCCUGCUGCAGGCAGGGCGGGCACUGGGGCAGCGGCUGCCCCGCUAUUACGAGGUGCUCACAGCCCCCAUCUCCAAGAUCCUGGAUCAGUGGUUUGAGUCGGAGCCCCUGAAGGCUACUCUGGCUACUGACGCAGUGAUUGGAGCCAUGGCCAGCCCCCACACCCCUGGCAGUGGGUAUGUGCUGUUGCACCAUGUGAUGGGCGAGCUGGAUGGACAGCGGGGGGCCUGGGGCUACGUGGCCGGUGGGAUGGGGGCCCUGUCCCAAGCCAUCGCUAAUGCAGCAGCUGCCCGGGGAGCCCACAUCUUUGCUGAGAAGGCGGUGUGCCAUGUGCUGCUGGGCAGGGAUGGACAGGCACAGGGCGUCGCGCUGCAGGAUGGGACUGAGGUGAGGAGCAAACUGGUGCUGUCCAAUGCCUCCCCGCAAGUCACCUUCCUGGAGCUCAUCCCCCAGGUACGUGAUGCAUAGGACUGGUGGGAUCUUGGCAUGGUAAUAUCCCCCAAGCCCCACUGCCCCAUCACAGCAAGCUUCUUGGCGGUGGAUCGGCUGCCCAGCUUCCUGGCUGCCCCCAAUUCCCGUGACGGCCAGCCCCUGCCCCACCACCAGUGCUCCAUCCAUCUCAACUGCGAGGACACCCAGCUCCUGCACCAGGCCUUCACUGAGGCCACCCACGGGCACCCCUCCAGCAGGCCCAUGAUUGAGCUCUGCAUCCCUUCGGCGCUGGACCCAGGGCUGGCCCCACGGGGCUGCCACGUCGUGUCCCUCUUCACCCAGUACACCCCCUCCGUGCUGGCAGGCGGGCAGCCCUGGGACGAGCAGGCCAGGAAUGCAUAUGCAGACACAGUGUUCGACUGCAUUGAAGCGUAUGCUCCAGGGUUCAAGGCAUCCGUCGUUGGCAGGGACAUCCUAACGCCACCAGACCUGGAGAAGAUCUUUGGGCUGCCCGGCGGGAACAUCUUCCAUGGAGGGAUGUCUCUGGACCAGCUGUACUUUGCUCGGCCCGCACCAUCUUACUCAGGCUACCGGUCCCCAAUUCCUGGAUUGUACUUGUGUGGAAGCGGAGCCCACCCUGGAGGAGGAGUGAUGGGAGCAGCGGGACGCAAUGCCGCCCAGGUGGCCCUCGAGGACUUCAAGCGCCUGUGA
Messenger RNA from Leptosomus discolor (cuckoo roller), 1616 nucleotides. The record is from RefSeq and is a predicted model, not a curated record. NCBI's taxonomy places the organism in Eukaryota, Metazoa, Chordata, Aves, Leptosomiformes, Leptosomidae.